AUGGCCACCACGGCGCCCCUCAGCACGAAGUCGAAGCUCGUCGGUCCAGGAUCCUCGCUCAGAAUCACGCCGUCCAACUCGCCCGUGCUGCGACCGGGGGCUCGAUCACCGAGCAAGCCGUCUCAUAUCUCUGCAUUGUCCCUCCAGACCGUGCUGGGCACCACCAGCUCAACGCCCAAUGGCUUCUCCAGCCAUGAAUCGAGUCGUAGAUUCGCACUGUGUGCGGGCUCCGCCGCCGUCCUCGCGGAAGUCGACGAUGACGGCAAUGUGUCUCAGCGAUUCUUCCGAGCCCGUCCAGCAGCAACGAGCAUCAAUCCCACCAUCUCCUUCUACAAUCAAUCCACUCCGCCAGUGACUCCAGACCCUCGCUCACGUUCCCUCGCCCACAUUCGUUCAAACCCACAUCUCACACUGCCCAACAGCUCACCAUCAAAUGACCCGGCGGAUAAUGGAAGUCCGCGCACGUGGUCCUCGCGAGAGAGGGUCAAGGCCGUGACAUGCGUCGCAAUUAGCCCCAAUGGCCGGUUUUUGGCUGUGGGUGAGACUGGAUACAAUCCGCGAGUGCUUCUUUUCUCGACCGCCUUGGAUUCUUCGCCUGACGUGCCACUGUCCAUCAUCACGGAACACACCUUUGGAGUUUGCAGUCUCGCCUUCAGCCCAGAUUCGCAGUACUUGGCCACUCUCGGCAAUCCCAAUGAUGGGUUUCUCUUCAUCUGGUCCAUCAAUUUGAAGAAUGGGCUUGCCAAACUGCACUCUACAAACAAAUGCACAUCAAUUGUACGCGAGAUUCGCUGGGUGGGCCUGGCGUUGGUCACUGUCGGGGUCCGUCACGUCAAAGUUUGGAGGCUGCCGAUUAUACGGCCCGCGUCGCCAACAAAGUCCAGGUUGAUCGUUGAUGGAACUUCGUCAUCCAGCCCGGUUCCCAAAGCUCUUUCGGGGCGAAAUUGCAUUCUUGGACAACUGAGUGAUCACACGUUCACAUGUAUCGGCGGCAUCUCCGAACGAGAGGCUGUACUGGGAACUGAAUCAGGCGCCGUCUGUUUUCUGGACGACCGUGAGGCGUCCCAGCGGUUAUCCGUGGCCAGACAGGUAGACUUUGCCAUCACCUCCGUAGCGGUGGACCUGGACCAAGAGACAAUAUGGAUCGGCGGCCGUGACAGGCGAGUGCAACGCCUCACUUUUGAAGAGCUGCGAUCUCCGUCACCUGAUUUAUCUGUCCCUCCAUCCCGGACCGAUAAAACAGCAAUGACCAGAAACGCCAGAAAUCCCGCGCUUGUCUGCAUGGGCGCAGUCUCGUCAUACCUGGUCACGGUAGAAGCAACGCGAGAGAUCCAGGUCUACCCCAUCACGGAUCUUCCAGAGGAGGGCGAGCUGGACCGCGGAAUAGCUUGCAUAUCAGCACAUCGAGACCCUGUCCUGGGCAUCCGUGCGCUCAGAACGCCCAACAUCCUGGGAGCAGACAUUUUUUCAUGGUCUCGCAAUGGUUCAGUGAAUUUCUGGGACUUGAGUGGGAAGUGUCUUCUUUCGAGAACAGUGACAGUAGAGCAAAGCAUCGCUGGAGAAGAGGAUGUCUCGAACGAAUUGAAGGUUCUGAGGGCGUCAGACAAUGCAGAUUGGUUUGUGGCCGGGGACAAAUACGGAGUUGUCAGACUUUAUCUGGGGGGAAGUUGGGAAUGCACUGAGGAAAUACGUGCCCACGGGGCUGAGAUCACAGAUCUCGCUCUUCAAAAGGUGGAAGACUGCUGGCUGGUGGCCAGUGCUGGCCGUGAUCGAAUGGUGCAGCUGUUCCUGAAAUCCGAGUCGAACUUGCAGCUGACGCAGACCAUGGACGAACAUGUGGGUGCCGUGGGACAGGUUCUCUUUCUCAACGAUGGUCAAAAGCUCCUUUCGAGCUCUGGAGAUCGCACUGUCGUCAUCCGCGAGCGUGCGACCAGGGAGGAAGAGGGCAUCACAUGUUUUGCCUAUCUGAUCACCAAGGUCAUAACUCUGAAGGCGUCGCCUGUAUCCAUGGCCUUGAGUCCCGAUGACUCGAAUACCCUAUACAUCUCAAGCAUGGACCGCUGCAUUUUUAAAUUCGACAUUCCGUCUGGCCGGCAACUACACAGCUUUCGUGCCUCGGACUCCGAGGCAAAUGACGCGGUGGUAAUGAGCUCCUUGAUAAUCACAACUGAGAUCCCCGACAAGUGUCCCAAGCUUCUCAUUGGGGUUUCCACCACCGACAAGUCGAUUCGAGUAUAUGAUCUGGAAAAAGACUGUUUGCUCACCGGUGAAUUCGGGCACACGGAGGGAGUCACCGAUGUGCUCCUUCAGCAGCCGUAUAACGAUUCCGACAGUGGUCAACCGGGCAAGCGAAAUUUGAUCACUGCUGGUCUCGACGGACUGUUGAUGAUCUGGAAUCUGUCCGUGCAGCCAUGUUUCUCUCCUGAAAUUAAUCAAGCGUUUCGAGACGAUGAUGGCCCGGUCAAAGAACCGGCCGCAGCUAAGCCACCCCUGCGAAAAGUGCUUUCGCGAAGCGAGCUAGCUGGCUUCCAGCGGCCGGACAUUUCCAGUCCCUUGGGGACACCAACACCAGCUCGUGCAUAUUCCCCGACGCUGGCUAGAAAAACAUCCAGACUUUCUUUGAACCCGUCAAUUUCUCAAAAAGGCGCCCGCACCGAGACACCCUCGCCACCGUACUCUCGCUCUUCAACCUCCCUGGCUCUGAACGACACAAUGCGACGAUCCCCGUCGCCAGUCAGUCCCCGGACGAAGUCUCAUACGCCCACACCUGCCCAGUCAAGCACCUCAAGAAGCAGCAAUCGCCGCUCUUCAGCGGAGUUCCGCUCGCGAACAAAAACAUUGGGUCGCAGCGACUUUGGUAGUUUGGAUAUGUCUACUGAACAGCUUUGUCGAACUCUACGAGCAUAUCGGAAGAAGCUGCAUGUUUCGAGAAAGCACCCUCAUGCACAGAAGGAGCUCGAGAGAGAACUCACAGCUACCUUGCGAGCCCUUGGCAAUCGAGACAGGAGCGACGAAAGUACUGAGACGGAAACUGACAGUAGCGGCAAAGAUCUGGACAGGCCACCAGAUGUUAGCCAAUCUGUGUCACCGCGUCCAACACGUCAACCACGUCAUGUGCCUUCUACUCCUUCGCUGCGACAGAAAUCCGUGCGCCAGGUCUCAAGGUGCCGCUCUUAUGAUGCCACUGCGGACUAA
Penicillium oxalicum is the source of this 3195-nucleotide messenger RNA. RefSeq names its product WD40 repeat domain-containing protein. The transcript is spliced from 2 exons. Gene Ontology annotation, biological process: regulation of mitotic cell cycle; mitotic spindle organization. Bases 1 to 3195 code for a protein of 1064 amino acids. Gene Ontology annotation, cellular component: mitotic spindle. Lineage: Eukaryota; Fungi; Ascomycota; Eurotiomycetes; Eurotiales; Aspergillaceae. The record is from RefSeq and is a predicted model, not a curated record. Gene Ontology annotation, molecular function: protein binding.